ACCCACCUCGCCUCCACGGGACCAGACAGUCGCAGCGGUGCCGGUGCCGAUACCGACUCGGCAGGGGAUGUCGAUGACGACACCAGGAGACUCGUGCUGACUUGGUCCUAAUAUCGGUGAAAAUGUAAUCCACACCCAUCUCAGGAAAUGGCGAGAGUCACCCACCCCAACUUGUGCCCGGAAAAGGUUCUCCUAAAAGUCCAUAGGUGAAGACUAGAACUCCAGCUGUCUAUUUGGGGAAGCAAACAAAGAAGGAAUCGAGGCCGUGGUGGAACACUCCUGCUGCCAUUAGAUGUUUUGGCACGUUUGUUUGUGCACAUAUCUGCAAACAUGAAGGGGUUGCUGUCCACGUUUAGGGUGAAGCAGAAUUAGAGAAAGCCGUGGUGUCCAUUAUGCUUGAGGAGGACAUUAUUAACUGCACCAUCAGCCAUGAAAUCCACCAGAACCUCUUCUCCAUUGUUUAUAUCCUCGUACUGUUGGUGGGCGUUCCCUCCAACCUCUACGCUCUGUACCAUGCGGUUCUGCAGCUGAAGCAAAAGAAUGAAUUAGGGGUUUACUUGAUAAACCUCACCGUGUCUGAUCUGUUAUACCUGACGUCAUUACCACUCUGGCUCCAGUACAUUUUCCAGGAUGACGAUUGGCGCCAUCGAGAAUGGUUGUGCCAACUCUGUGGCUUUCUUCUCUAUGAGAACAUCUACAUCAGCAUUGGCUUCCUAUGCUGUAUCAGUCUGGAUCGCUACCUGGCUGUGGUCCACCCUUUAAGGUUCAGCUUCCUGCGCUCAAUGGCUGCAGCCGGCCUUUUCAGCGCCAUCAUCUGGCUGAAGGAGAUCGCAGUGGGGGUAGUUUUCUUCCACCAUAAGGAGCUGAGUCCAACGGCCUCCAACCAGUCGGUGUGCUUCGAGCACUACCCCAUGCAGCCCUGGGAGUACCCCGUCAACUACUACCGCGUCACUGUUGGCUUCAUGUUACCACUGGCCAUUCUGCUGGUCAGCUACCUGUGCGUGCUGCGGGCUGUGGGUCAGAGUGCCGGCACACAGCCACUCCGGAAGACCAGAAUCCGGCAGUUAGUAAGCAGCACCAUCCUCAUUUUCCUCAUCUGCUUCUCCCCUUACCACAUCUUCCUGCUGCUACGCACCCUGCUGGAGCGCGACUGUAACUUUAUCACAGGGAUAUUCAACUAUUACCACCUGGCUCUCUUGUUGACCUCUCUGAACUGUGUGGCCGACCCUGCGCUCUACUGCUUCGUCAGCGAAAGUGCCCGCCAUGGCUUCUUCAGGGCCAUUUUUCGGCCCGUGACCAGGUUUCUGUGUUGCUGCCUUGGUGGCGGGAACGCUGGUCUACCUAAUGUCGCCACCGAUUGCCAGGAAGUCCCUAUUGACGUGACCACACUGACUAGGCUCUCCCAUAUGAGCAAGACGGUGAUUUUAAUCACCGCCGACGAUAGAAAAAGAGUCAUACCAUUAACGUUACAGAACAGGAGUGAUGGAAAGAGUAGUGUGGAGACAGAGAAAAUGUCCCACACAAGUGUUAUCAUGAAGUGAAUGGAUCCAAGGAACAAACAUCAGGGCUUGAGAUGUCUGCAACUGAGAAGUGACCACUGCUCCCGCUCAUGUGUUUACCAUUUAGGCAACUGCACAUCCAUCACCAUCACAUACUUUACUAUCUAGAAGACCACGCUCAAAGUUGUCGACAGUAGAGAUGAGUCCAUCCAUCGCCACUGAGCACCAUCCUACUACGGAGACGGGGUGGGAUCCCAUAAGCUUGUCUUCCUGCUACUCCUUUUCGGACUUUUUGAGUCGUGUAACUGUGAGCAUGAGAUGUGACCCAGUGUGAACUGUAUGCACCUUUUGAAAUAAACUCAAAGUCAAAGACUCUGAAAGUGAAGAAAUAAAGUCAAAAUCAUACAACAUACAAACAAUUGCUGUUGAGAGUUAAUUAAGCAAUCAUGUCGCUAAGCAAAAGUGAGCAAUGGUGGGAGAAGAGCCUCGGUGAGAGAGGUGAAGAAGAAGCCAAAGAUCACUGUGGCCGAGCUCCACAGGUGAGAGAGGUGAAGAAGAAGCCAAAGAUCACUGUGGCCGAGCUCCACAGGUGAGAGAGGUGAAGAAGAAGCCAAAGAUCACUGUGGCCGAGCUCCACAGGUGAGGGAGGUGAAGAAGAAGCCAAAGAUCACAGUGGCCGAGCUCCACAGGUGAGAGAGGUGAAGAAGAAGCCAAAGAUCACUGUGGCCGAGCUCCACAGGUGAGAGAGGUGAAGAAGAAGCCAAAGAUCACUGUGGCUGAGCUCCACAGGUGAGGGAGGUGAAGAAGAAGCCAAAGAUCACAGUGCCCGAGCUCCACAGGUGAGAGAGGUGAAGAAGAAGCCAAAGAUCACUGUGGCCGAGCUCCACAGGUGAGGGAGGUGAAGAAGAAGCCAAAGAUCACAGUGGCCGAGCUCCACAGGUGAGAGAGGUGAAGAAGAAGCCAAAGAUCACUGUGGCCGAGCUCCACAGGUGAGAGAGGUGAAGAAGAAGCCAAAGAUCACUGUGGCUGAGCUCCACAGGUGAGGGAGGUGAAGAAGAAGCCAAAGAUCACAGUGCCCGAGCUCCACAGGUGAGAGAGGUGAAGAAGAAGCCAAAGAUCACUGUGGCCGAGCUCCACAGGUGAGAGAGGUGAAGAAGAAGCCAAAGAUCACUGUGGCUGAGCUCCACAGGUGAGAGAGGUGAAGAAGAAGCCAAAGAUCACUGUGGCUGAGCUCCAGGGAUGCAGUAGGAAGAAGGGAGAAUGUUCCAGAAAGUCAAGUAUCACUGCAGCCCUCUGCAAGUCGGAGCUUGGUCUGAUGCGUCCGCUACCUCUCCGCCCGCCAACCCUCUGACUGGAGCAAACACCUGCCCUGGGUGGAGUACGUUUUAACUUCAUGACCUGCUCCACCACAGGUAUGUCCCCUUCCCAGUGCUCUCUGGACUAGCAAGCACGCAUGUUCUUACAGCCAGAGGUGGAGGCAGUGGUCCCCUCCACCCCGGCCCACCUUAAACGCUGCCAGACCAUCUGGAAGACUGCUCGGGCCGCCUUAGUGAAGACGUUGGACAGGAUGCGUCGCCACGCCGACUGGCAGCGCAUCCCGGCACCCUCCUCUCAGCCUGGGCCGCAGGUGAUGUCCCGGGCCAAGGACCUCCGCCUCAAGGUCCAGUCUGCUACGUGGGACACUUCCCCAGCAACGCCAUUGUCAACCCUCGUUGUAUUCCCUUUUGAGUUGUCACGUCCCUGCUUACUUACUUACUUCCAGGAUCUUCACUUUGCUUCUACAUUCACUUUGAAGACAAGACGUGAAUGGGAGAUAUUGUUUAUUAUUGUUUAUUUAGUGAUAGAAUGAUGAGUCAGUGGUCAGCUGAAUCAGGGAAAUGAAAGUCCUCUGCCUGUUGUUGUAUUUGUUUGGUAACUCCAUCCUUCCUCCUCCUCCUCCUCCUCUGUGUGUGUGUGUGUGUGUGUGUGUGUGUGCGUGUGUGUGUGUGAUUCUCAAUUAUACUGAUGGAUGUGUGCUGCAUAUAUUUGUGUGUUUACGAAGGGUAAGAGUGUGUAUUAAUCUUGGCAGAGUGGUUGUCUUCCAGCAGGAAGUGCCAUCAGACUCAGGGCAGAGAUGAGAGUUGCAAAGUACAAGUGAUGAACAUGCGGACUACAGGAAGCCAGGACACAACACUGUCAUGUGACUCUGACAAAGCAUCACUCUUUUAGAUGGAGAUUUUGAAAAGGACAAUAUAGAGAGAGCAGUAGUAUAGUAGAAACUACAAAAGCAGUGAAGUUGUCAGCUUGUGUAAAUGCUAAAUAAAAAGAGACUACAACAAA
Nerophis ophidion (straightnose pipefish) is the source of this 3818-nucleotide messenger RNA. Its product is annotated as ovarian cancer G-protein coupled receptor 1-like. Gene Ontology annotation, molecular function: G protein-coupled receptor activity. Lineage: Eukaryota; Metazoa; Chordata; Actinopteri; Syngnathiformes; Syngnathidae. The record is from RefSeq and is a predicted model, not a curated record. Bases 393 to 1541 code for a protein of 382 amino acids. Gene Ontology annotation, biological process: G protein-coupled receptor signaling pathway; cellular response to pH. The transcript is spliced from 8 exons. Gene Ontology annotation, cellular component: membrane.